CCCCACCCCGACUCCCUGCUUACUUGUGAUUGGUCAGCCUGCCUGCAGUGGGCGGGCUCGGUUUCCUGAGUGUAGGAGGCAGGGCGCACAUGUUGCCGGUGGUGCCCUGUGUGUAUGCUGGCAGCCCGCCUGUCACUCGGCAAGAUGCAGGAUGGUGGCAGCCUCUGGUAACAUAGUACCGCAGCCCACGGGCUCCGCUCUGCUGCAGCCCAUCAGCCAGCUACUCCAUACUCCUCUGGAACAGGUCAACUUUGUGGCUUGCCAAUUGGUUGCCCUUUUGGUUGCAUUUUGGUUUCGCAUUUAUCUGAAUCCCAGUAAUGCACAUCCUGCUGUCCGUCAUGCAUUUGCCACCUUCGUUGGAGUCUACUUUGCUGUUUUUUGCUUUGGAUGGUACUCUUUGCACAUAUUCACACUGGUACUCCUGUGCUACUGCAUCAUGAUUACAGCAAGUGUUUCAAAUGUGCACAGGUACUCAUUCAUAAUGGCUAUGGGCUACCUCACCCUGUGCCAGAUAAACAGAGUGUAUAUAUUUAACUAUGGCAUUCUCUCCACUGACUUUUCAGGACCUCUGAUGAUUAUUACUCAGAAGAUCACUACAUUGGCCUUCCAGUUGCAUGAUGGUUUUGGAAGGAGUUUUAAAGUACUCUCCAAAGAUCAACAACAGUAUUCUAUAAAGAAGAAACCCUCAUUCUUGGAAUACUUGAGCUAUCACCUCAAUUUUAUGAGUGUUCUUGCUGGACCAUGCAGCAAUUUUCAGGAUUAUAUUGCAUUCAUCGAAGGGCGACAUAUCCAAUCAAAGCUCCUUAAUUCUAAAGGAAAUGGAUACACUAAACUUCCAAACCCAUCUCCAAAUGAAGUGGUUAUAUACAAGCUGUGCAUUGCUGCAGCAUCUCUUGCUGUUUUUAUGACAUUUACCAAGGCCUUCCCCAUUUUGUAUGUAGUUGAUGAAACAUUUAUGAACACGGUCCCAUUCUUGAAAAGGUUGGGUUAUUUCUACAUUGCAACACAGGCCUGCAAGCCAAAGUAUUACUUUGCAUGGACGCUAGCUGAUGCAGUUAACAAUGCUGCUGGUUAUGGUUUUAAUGGAGUGGAUGAGAAGGGAAAGUUUCGUUGGGAUCUGAUUUCCAAUUUGAAUAUCUGGAACAUUGAGACUGCUACCAGUUUCAAAAUGUACAUAGACAACUGGAAUAUUCAGACUGCAGCUUGGUUAAAGCGGGUUUGUUAUGAUAGGGCUCCAAAGUACCGGACAGGACUAACAUUUAUUUUGUCUGGGGUGUGGCACGGUGUUUAUCCAGGAUAUUAUUUCACUUUUGUUACAGCCAUUCCUGUUAUGCUUGCUGCAAGAGCGAUGAGAAAUAAUUUUCGGCAUUACUUCACAACUUCGGCAUCAUGGAAAUUUCUGUAUGACAUAGUUACCUGGACUGCAACACAGUUGGCUAUCUGCUACACGGUUGCCCCAUUUGUUUUGCUGGCUGCUGGACCAUCUGUUCAACUGUACAAGUCAUUGUAUUUCUACCUGCACAUUGUAUGCUUCCUUGUUCUCAUUAUUUUGCCAACAAAGCCCAGUGGAAGAGCAUUCUCCAAAGGCCAUGGUGCCAGUGAAAUAAACCAUUCAGAGGAGAAGCAAUAUUCAGCAAAGCAUGCAAAUAAUCACAUGAGCUGAAUUAGUCCAAAGCUGGAAUGAAGACUGGCCAAAUAUAUGUUGCUAACUGUUUGAUAUGAUUCCAUCUCACAGGGACUCGUGAAGUUAUGUGGAUACUGAGUUUAUAUGAAGGUGGUUACUUUUAUUUCGUUGUUUAUUAUUAGUGGUAUUUUAUAUGAAUGAACACCAAUCCUGUAGGGCAGGUCAAAUGAAGGAUUCUCAGGAAAUACUUUCAUGUAAAGGCCAUGUAAAGGAGCCAUUUGACGUGUGCAUUUCAUCCAUACAUGGACCUAUUAUUAGUUAAAGCACACGCAUUCCAAUUGCCUCAAACAGCACAGUUUUUUCUCCUAUUCAUAAAUAUUAUCAUCAAAAGGGGUUCUUCGGGAUUUUACAACUUUAAGAUAUAAAUAGGGGUGUGCUGCUGAAAUGUUUAAUAUAAAAUGAAAGUAAAGUCAGCAACGCAUUUAUUUGGAGCCUUAAAUAGUAUAGAGCGGGCUGGGUCAUUCUGCUUUGCUGACUUUUGAAGAGACUGUAUAUGGUUUGUAUCGAAAAAUGGAGAACAAGGCUUUGUGCCAUCCAGUUGAAUAUAGCACUGACUGCAUUUGGAAGUUCUGUAUUCAUCUUGUCUAUGGCACAUAAGCAACCCCAUCCUACCUUCUAACUGUCUUGUGCCUGCCAGAGCUGUGUUGUCCACUUUUUGCAGAAUUUUGCUCUUGCACUUAUGUUUGGGGAAAUUAAAUUAACCCUAUUAUCUUAAGAGAAUUUUCUUGCUUAAUGAACUGAGGCUUCCAUUAUGGCAGAUCUCAUUCAUAUGGUAAUGCAAUUUUGCAAAAAGGAAUGUUUGCACAGGGUUGAACUGGCCCACCGGCAUAGUGGGAAAAAUUCCGGUGGGCCCUGCAAGCCAGCUGCUCCCAGCCACCGCCGCCCCCCGCUUUGCUGCCCUGCGUUUCACUAUGGAAUGCAUGGCCAUUUUUAAUUUGUAACCACUAGAGUAACCAGCAGAGCAGGAGCAGUGGUGACUGGGGGCAGCAGAGGCUGGGGGGUGGCCUCCGUAGUGGGCUACCCCAGUCCGAUUCUGUGUCUGGCUUUUAGACUAUGUAAAACAAAAAUGGAAGAUAAACCAUACUAAGAAAUUGGGUAUACACAUACAUUCCAUUGACAUCAAGUCAUUUCAGAAGAGUUGCAGGCAGCCACCUGAAGAAACAUGGAUGUAAAUGUUUGUGACUUUUAUCUAUAUUCACAGAAUCAAACAACAGUAAAUUAUAUCUAAUUGUCAAAUUUUCUAAAUAAAUACCUCUUCCUAUUUUAUUCUUUA
This is a messenger RNA of Xenopus tropicalis (tropical clawed frog), 2957 nucleotides long. It is a transcript of the gene mboat1, whose product is annotated as membrane bound O-acyltransferase domain containing 1. Bases 152 to 1663 code for a protein of 503 amino acids. The transcript is spliced from 13 exons. The record is from RefSeq and is a predicted model, not a curated record. Gene Ontology annotation, molecular function: acyltransferase activity, transferring groups other than amino-acyl groups. NCBI's taxonomy places the organism in Eukaryota, Metazoa, Chordata, Amphibia, Anura, Pipidae. Gene Ontology annotation, cellular component: endoplasmic reticulum membrane.